Exserohilum turcica Et28A is the source of this 858-nucleotide messenger RNA. RefSeq lists its product as uncharacterized. The record is from RefSeq and is a predicted model, not a curated record. Bases 1 to 858 code for a protein of 285 amino acids. The transcript has a single exon. NCBI's taxonomy places the organism in Eukaryota, Fungi, Ascomycota, Dothideomycetes, Pleosporales, Pleosporaceae.
AUGAAAACAUCCAAGUACGCACCGAAAACGCCGGCUGAAAGCCUGGCACAGACAAAAGCCGAGAAGCUCAAGCAGGACAAGGACCGCGUUACACGACUAUUGGGGCGUCUUCGGUGGAAGGCCGAGAUGCUAAUGGUGUCGUAUAUGCGAACCAUGGAAAUCGUACACGCAGCACAGCAGGAUGGCUACAACGCGUCACAGCACGCAAUGGACAGCGGCGCAUCCAGUGUAGGAGGCCCUCAUGCGCGUCACUACCGUUCGUGGCGUCAGACUAACGAGCGACAGAAACAAGCCGAGUCCAUGUUCAAGGUGGAUUUCUUUGAAUUCUACACUCUGCUUGAACGCUACAUUACCGACUGCCUUGCCAUAUUUGGCAUCAGCGUCUCAGGCUCCAUGCCGCGCCAGAACUUCAACGCCCUCCGCUACGAAACCAAUCCGGAUCUGCACCGUACGCGGCCCCUGGCUUCACACGCGUUCCACGCCAAUCUUCUGGAAGCACUCGACGACGAAAAGUGUCCGCUCGCUGACUCCUUGGGACUGCAAGACGUCCGCGUGCAGCUGGGCAUUGCAAAGGACUAUCGUAAUGCGUGGAAAGAUGCGGAUAGCAAGACCAAGAUCGCAAAUAGUGAACCCCACAAGAAUAUCCGUCUCGAAGACCUGCAAUUGGAGUUCAUGCUGCGCAACAUCAUUGGUGGAUGCGACCUCGCUCAUGAAAUGGUACAAUCAUAUACCCACGACGGGCCAAACGGACAUACUCUGUCCAGCCGGGAUUUCGUGCCAAAGACAUAUGGAUACGGCAGCAUGGAUGUGGAAGACACGCCUUUUGAAUACAUGGACGACGCCAUGGACCUGGAUUGA